This is a messenger RNA of Theobroma cacao (cacao), 2078 nucleotides long. RefSeq names its product sugar transporter protein 7 (gene STP7). Gene Ontology annotation, molecular function: monosaccharide transmembrane transporter activity. Lineage: Eukaryota; Viridiplantae; Streptophyta; Magnoliopsida; Malvales; Malvaceae. The record is from RefSeq and is a predicted model, not a curated record. Gene Ontology annotation, biological process: monosaccharide transmembrane transport. Gene Ontology annotation, cellular component: membrane.
AAUGAAUAAAUAAUUUCCUUGAUAGAUACUUGAUAUAAACACUUUGUAAUUUAUUUCCUAGAUUUUGAAGGUCAAGUGGGAGGCUGUAUCUCUUCAGUCAACCGUUAUAAUCAGCUUCAAAAUCUUCAACAAGAGGCAGGCAGAAAAAUUUACACCACAAGGCUCGAAGGGCUAUCCUCUUUUAUUUCAUCUGGUUUUUUGGUGUCUCUGGGCAGAAGAAAAGAGAAGCUUUCAAACAUGGCUGGAGGGUCUUUAGCUCCAACCGGGGUGGCCAAGGAGAGAGCAGAGCUGUACCAAGGGAGGGUUACCUUGCAUGUGAUUAUUGCAUGCAUGGUUGCAGCUGUUGGAGGAUCAAUCUUCGGAUAUGACAUUGGAAUUUCAGGUGGAGUGACUUCCAUGAAUGGAUUUCUGCGGAAGUUUUUCCAUUCGGUGUACAUAAAGAAGCAGCAUGCCCAUGAAAACAACUACUGCAAGUACGACAACCAAGGGCUGGCAGCAUUCACGUCUUCUCUAUACUUAGCUGGUCUAGUUGCAUCCUUGGUGGCAUCUCCUAUAACCAGGGAGUACGGCCGUCGUGCAAGUAUAAUUUGUGGGGGAAUCAGCUUUCUUAUCGGAGCAACUCUAAAUGCCGCAGCUGUCAAUAUCGCAAUGCUCCUGUUGGGUAGAAUCAUGCUUGGUGUUGGAAUAGGAUUUGGAAACCAGGCUGUUCCGCUAUACCUGUCAGAAAUGUCACCAAGUCAUCUACGAGGAGGCCUCAACAUGAUGUUUCAGUUAGCAACUACCCUUGGAAUCUUUACAGCGAACAUGGUCAAUUAUGGGACUCAAAAGCUUGAACCAUGGGGAUGGAGGCUCUCUCUGGGCCUAGCAGCAAUACCAGCCUUUUUGAUGACGGUGGGAGGAUUCUGUCUUCCUGAGACACCUAACAGCUUAAUUGAAAGGGGAUCAAAAGAGAGAGGCAGAAAAGUCCUGGUGAGGAUUAGAGGAACAGAUAAUGUUGAUGCAGAGUUUCAAGACAUGGUAGAUGCUAGUGAGUUGGCAAAUUCAAUCAAGCAUCCCUUCAGAAACAUCCUUGAGAAAAGGAACAGGCCACAAUUGGUCAUGGCAAUCUGCAUGCCAACAUUCCAGAUCCUAACAGGCAUAAACUCCAUCCUCUUUUAUGCUCCAGUGUUAUUCCAAAGCAUGGGAUUUGGACGAAAUGCUGCAUUCUACUCUUCAGCUCUCACAGGAGCAGUUCUGGCUGGAUCUACAUUCAUUUCCAUGGCAACAGUGGAUAAAUUGGGUCGAAGAGUUUUACUCAUCAGUGGUGGAAUACAAAUGAUUAUAUGUCAGGUUAUAGUUGCCAUAAUCUUGGGGUUGAAGUUUGGGGAAAACCAAGAACUAUCAAAAAGUUACACAAUAUUGGUGGUGAUUGUGAUAUGUCUCUUUGUUUUGGCUUUUGGAUGGUCAUGGGGUCCAUUAGGCUGGACUGUACCAAGUGAAAUAUUCCCAUUGGAAACCAGGUCAGCGGGACAAAGCAUUACAGUGGCUGUGAAUCUUCUAUUCACUUUCAUCAUAGCUCAGUGUUUCCUUGCCAUGCUUUGUCAUUUCAAGUUUGGGAUCUUCCUAUUCUUCGGGGCCUGGAUCACUGUCAUGACCCUUUUUGUUUACGUUUUCUUGCCUGAAACCAAGGGAGUUCCUAUUGAAGAAAUGAUAUUUCUGUGGAGGAAACAUUGGUUCUGGAAGAGGAUUGUCCCUGAAUAUCCCCAAGUUGAUGAAAAUGAGACUAGAUAGAAAGACCAAGAAGAAUAUCCUAGAAAUACUUGUACGCCAACGCUUGUGUUGUGAUUGUACUAGUCAUCAAGGUAAUGCAGGUAAGAGGACGUGAUUCGACCGAGAUGGGAAUGCCAAAAGCAAAGGGCACCUAGGUAAGGAUUAUGAAGCUCUUUUAACAUCAAUACAAAAAUUCCUUGCUCGGUGGUUGUACCAUUCUAAAUUUAAAGAUGAAUGUGAUUUUUCUUGUCAAGUUGAACAUGUAUGUCUCGUACUAAUUGGUGGUCUAUAUCAUAUAUAGAAGGAAGAUUCAAAGAUGCUUUCAGGUA